AAAAAAUAUAAAAAAACUUUAUAAAAUAAAAAUGAUAAAUAUAUUAAAAUUAGUUUUUAUAUUUUUAUUAUUUAUAUCCAUUACUAGAGCAUAUGAAAUAAUUAUUGAUUACAAUCAAAAUAAUCUUUAUUACAAUUCAAGGUGCGGGGGAGCUAUUGAUGUAAAUGAUCAUAGUGUGUAUCCAACUUGUAACUCUAUCAAAGAUGCAGCAAAUAGAUCAAGAAUGAUUAAUAGAAAUUCAUUUUUUAACUCAUCAAUUAUAUUUUAUUUAAUUGGUAAUGAUUAUAGUCCAAUUACAAUCAAAGAUGAAAACUACUUUGAUAAAUUGGAUUUCUUUGAAAAAAUCAAUAUUGUGGCAAUAUAUAAAAACAAAACAAUAAUUAAAACACCAAGAAUUAUCAUUAGUGGAGAACUUGCUAAAAACAAUUUUUUAACAACU
Messenger RNA from Dictyostelium purpureum, 439 nucleotides. RefSeq lists its product as uncharacterized. The transcript has a single exon. The record is from RefSeq and is a predicted model, not a curated record. Lineage: Eukaryota; Evosea; Eumycetozoa; Dictyosteliales; Dictyosteliaceae. The annotation marks the transcript as partial.